GGGGUAAUCGCAGGUGGUAAAGGGUAACAAUCUGCCGACGGGAGGCGACAGAAGCAGGUGACUAGUAUCUGGAUCAGGUUUAUGAUCGGCUUCACUGAUCCAUCCCGGUUUUCUCCCCCCCUCGUUUCUCCACAAUGCGGUCCUCGGUUUGGUUCGUCGCCAAUUGCGCUCUCAUCCUCUGCGCUCUCCGGUUGAUUGACGGGGCCAAAGGACACCGGCUGUGUACCGAGACGGACUACUACUAUGAGUACACAGAGUGUGACAGCACGGGAUCACGGUGGAGAGUGGCAAUCCCACAGAGCCCCGGGGCUUGCACUGGACUACCAGAGCCAGUACGCGGCACAGAGUGCACCUUCUCAUGCGAGGCCGGGGAGUUCCUCGAGAUGUCGGCUCAGGAGUGUACCCCGUGUGCAGCAGGGAGCUACUCCCUCGGCAGCGGCAUCCGCUUCGAUCAAUGGGAUUCCAUGCCUGCUGGAUUCAGUAGCCUGGCAACCUCACUGGAGUACAAUCCCCACAGAGACGACAGGCUCACCUGCAACAGUUCUACCUGGGUGCCUCAAGGAAACUAUCUGGAGUCCAACAGGGACGAAUGCACAGUGUCUCUCAUCUAUGCUGUUCAUCUGAAGAAACAGGGCUCUGUCAGCUUUGAGUACCAGUAUCUUGACAACAACCUGCUGUUUGAGUUCUUUAUCCAGAAUGACCAAUGUCAGGAGAUGGAUCAGUCUGCUGAUACAAAGUGGCUCAAGCUCACCAAUCACGGUGAAUGGGCAACGCAUACGGUGAACCUGAAAUCUGGCACCAACAUCCUGUACUGGAGGACCGGUGGGGUCGUGAUGAGAGCCAAAGGGGUGAAGCCUGUUUUGCUAAAAAAUGUUCAAAUAGAAGGAGUUGCCUACACAUCCGAGUGUUUCCCAUGUAAGCCGGGGACGUUCAGCAGAGUCCCAGGAUCCACUGCAUGCGAUCCCUGUCCUCGGGACGCCUUCGCUGGCCACGGGGCCAGCUCCUGCACCCCCUGUAACACUACCACUCAGUAUGCAGCGGAGGGAUCUGCUGUGUGUAAGGUCCGGCCUCCAUGUUCAAGGAAGGACUAUUUCCAGAUCCACACAGCAUGUGACCAUGAAGGCAAGACACAGGUCAUAUAUAAGUGGAUUGAACCUAAAAUCUGUCUGGAGGAUGUGACUGGAGCUGAGUCGUUGCCUCCAAGUGGAGAAAAGGAGCCCUGCCCCCCCUGCAACCCUGGUUUCUAUAACAAUGACACAGCCACCUGCUCACCAUGCCCACCUGGGACCUAUUCUGAUGGGAUGAAACCGUGUGAUCGGUGUCCAGCAGGCACUGAGCCCACCUUGGGUUACGAGUAUAAAUGGUGGAAUGUUCUUCCUGCGAACAUGAAGACCUCCUGUUUCAAUGUGGGCAACUCCAAAUGUGACGGUAUGAAUGGCUGGGAGGUGGCAGGUGAUCAUGUCCAGAGUGGAGCAGGGAGCUCGGAUAAUGAUUACCUCAUCCUCAACAUCCAUGUUCCUGGCUUCAAGCUCCCUACGUCCAUGUCGAGUCAUUCUGGGACGGAGUUCGGUCGCAUCGCAUUUGAAUUUGAAACUGUGUGUAUUGCUGACUGCGAGUUCUACUUCAUGAUGGAUGUAAACAGGCAGAGUACUACGGUGGUAGAGUCAUGGGAGAGAACCAAAACAAGACAGACCUACACACACAUCAUGACACAGAAUGCCUCGGUUUCCUACACAUGGGCUUUCCAGAGGACAAACCAGCCUUCAGAUGUACGCCGGUACGUCAACGACGUGGUGCGAAUCUACUCCAUCUCAGUGAGUAACGUGGUCGAUGGGGUGGCCUCUAGGUGCCGGGCUUGUGCCCUCAGCACCCAACCCUCCAGUUCUACCUGUGUGCCGUGUCCACCUGGACACUACAUUGACGAGCGCACCAGCCAGUGCACAGAGUGUCCCCGUAACACAUACCUCGUCCCGCAUGCCACGCCGGGCCCGGACGCCUGCAAACCCUGUGGACCGGCUAGCAAGAGCGACAAGGACCACAGUUUAUGUUACAGUGACUGUCACUUCACCCACACUGAGGGCAAUGUCACUCUGACUUAUGACUUCAGCCUCCUUGGGUCCGUAGGAUCACUAAUGAACGGUCCAAGCUUUACCUCCAAAGGAACCAAGUACUUCCACAACUUCAAUAUCAGCCUGUGUGGAGGAAAGGCUCAUCUGGCAGUGUGCACAGACAAUGUAACAGACCUAUCCAUCACCGACUACCAGAGGGAGAAAGGCGAAGGAAUCAAUGCUGUCAAGACUUUCAUCUGUCAGUCCACAAUAAUCCCAGCUACUGGACGAGGCUUCAACACAGCGCUCACCUCACAGUCCAUUAACCUGGCUGACACAUUACUUGGAGUGACAGUUGAUAGUACACUUGAUGGAAUAAGGGCGAGACCAGAGCUGUACCCCCAAACCACCAAGAAAGUCGCUGAUGUCAACUUCUACUACAGGUCCCUGGAGCCGACCUCAUCUUGUGAGUCAGGCCGGAGCGCAGUGGUGACAAUUCGCUGUAAUGCAGAGAAGAGCACUAAAGGAGAGCUCACAGUUCCCAGUCAGUGCCCUGCAGGAACAUGCGACGGCUGCACCUUUCAUUUCCUAUGGGAGAGCUCAGGAGCUUGUCCUACGUGCACAGAGAGAGACUACCAUCAGAUAGAGGGAGCUUGCAAAGGAGGACACCAGGACCUGCUGUAUGUGUGGACUGAACCAAAGCUGUGCAUGGGAGGUGUGACCCUGCCUGAAAAGAAAACCUUGCCAUGUGAGGGUAUGGAGUUCUGGGUACGGCUCGGUGCGGGGAUGGGAGCUUUCACCGCAGUGCUGCUUGUCUCGCUCACCUGCUACUUCUGGAAGAAGAACAAAAGGUUGGAGUACAAGUACUCUCGGUUGGUGAUAUCUGCCAAUAAGGAGUGUGAGAUGCCAGGAGCUGACAGCUGCGCCAUGAUGGAGGGAGAGAACGAGGGAGACAUGGAGGAUGAUAUCGUGUACACAAAACCUUCUCUACUUGGCAAACUCAAAGCGAUAGCAUCCAAGGGAAAUGGAGAGCACUAUGAACAUGUGCAGCUAAACUCCUCUCAUUCCAAAGCGUUGGUAUGGAGCUAGAGAGGUCGUAAAGUGAGGGGGGAGAUCGGACCCUCGAGAGACUCUCCACUGAACCACCCCUUUAACCAACCACCCCCUUUAUGAGCUCUGGCACCUGAAAUACCAACUGUGUGUACAUACACGCAUUAACACACACGUCAUGCACCUAGAGCCAGGUUCAGAGAAGUCACGAACAUGGUGGCCUUAAAGCUCGGUACGACAGAGCCGUCCGACUUGAAGCAUAGUACUGUGAAGCAGGUGUGUGUGUGUGAUAGACACUUCCUGGUAAUAUUCUGAUUCAAACUGAUGUCAGAAAGGCUGUUAGAAGAGCUCAGGGUAAGACAAGGACCUAUUUGAUUGAUGUUCUCUUUUGAUAUUAAUUUCAGUCUGUGCAGUGUCUAAUGCUUGUUUAGACUGCCAUGGUGGGAUUUGCCAUCAGGAUCAUCAAUGGUGAGUGUGUGUGUGUCCAUCUCCCAUAGGCGUUUACACAGACCGCCAUAUAAAGCCUCCGUCUUCUCAUCUGUUUGUUCUUUUGCUUAGUUAAAAUAGUUGUAACGAGGAGAAGUGUUUUGCUAAAGUGAAAAUGAAGAUGUCAUAUUAUGCGGCUAAGGUUGUGGUGUUGACUGUCUAUUUACGUAAAUUAAAUAAUUAUGUAUUUAUGUAUAAGUGGACCCGGCUUGAUUGAUUUCCUAGUAACGAUUAUUUUGAGAAACUCUCUGAAGGGCUUGGAGACGCACAGGUUAAAGUGGAAUUGUUGUUUGGAAAUGGAUUUAAAGCAAUACAAUUUAUGUUUUGGGCACUAUCAGUCCAUUGAUCAGUCCUGAAAAUGCAGGCAACUUAAUGCUUUUUUUGCCCUUUGGCUCAUAGCAGUUGAGUUGUAAAGUAAAAUAGCCAAUAAUGUACUGUUUACUACAUUUACAAGUAAACUGACUGUUUUCCAUUAGUAAUAGGAUUUCAAGAUUUUUUUGUAAUGACAAAUGUUCACUUAAAGUGGAAAAUAUACAGUUUCCCAAACCUGAUCUUGACAACAAUAAACAUUUUAAUGGAGCUCUCUUCAAGGAAAAGAAAAAAAUCGGUUUCUGAUCCACAUAGCAAAUAUAAUAAAA
Anoplopoma fimbria (sablefish) is the source of this 4222-nucleotide messenger RNA. RefSeq names its product endosome-lysosome associated apoptosis and autophagy regulator family member 2a (gene elapor2a). The transcript is spliced from 22 exons. NCBI's taxonomy places the organism in Eukaryota, Metazoa, Chordata, Actinopteri, Perciformes, Anoplopomatidae. Gene Ontology annotation, biological process: positive regulation of BMP signaling pathway. The record is from RefSeq and is a predicted model, not a curated record. The coding region runs from base 135 to 3137 and encodes 1000 amino acids.